Messenger RNA from Mangifera indica (mango), 1783 nucleotides. RefSeq lists its product as uncharacterized. The coding region runs from base 419 to 1561 and encodes 380 amino acids. The transcript is spliced from 15 exons. NCBI's taxonomy places the organism in Eukaryota, Viridiplantae, Streptophyta, Magnoliopsida, Sapindales, Anacardiaceae. The record is from RefSeq and is a predicted model, not a curated record.
CAAAAAUCUGAUUGAAAUUGAGAGUAAUUGUUGGAUAAAAGAAGCGUUAAAUACAGGGACCCAGAGGGAGGGCGCAGGGAUGUGUGCUAUUCUACCAAACUAAAUAAAUAGAGAGAGAGAGAGAGUUGAGAGAGCGUGGACUUCGGUUUUCGUGGGCGUUGGGAGCGUUGGGGAUCAGCCAUCAGGGAGAAGAAGGAGAAGAAGGGCAUACACCCCAAUUGAAAUUUCCUGUAACUGUAACUAAAAUGGCAUCAACGGAGGGUUUGGUGCCCAUUACCAGAAGUUUUUUGGCUUCUUAUUAUGAUAAGUACCCAUUUGCCCCUCUUUCCGAUGAAGUCUCUCUCCUUUCUUCUCAGAUUCGUUCUAUUGUCAAUGAUUUGCUACAGGUCUCUCCCCCUCUCAAGAUGAGAGCUUGUUGAUGCAGGAGGCUGACCGCCAGCCUCCCCAUAAAAUUGAUGAGAAUAUGUGGAAGAAUCGGGAACAUAUGGAGGAAAUCCUGUUUUUACUGGAAAGAUCACAUUGGCCAGCUGUGCUUCAACAGCCAUCUACACCUGACGAUGUUGAAUCAGCAAAUGUCUUUGAGAGGCUCAGUAAAAAAUUUCAAAGGAGUUUGAAAGAGUUGAAGAAUUUCCAAUCUAUGAAUUCUGAUCGUGUAUUCAACACUGUCAUGACCUACAUGCCUCAAGAUUUUCGGGGAACACUAAUCAGGCAACAAAAAGAUAGAUCGGAGAGGAAUAAGCAAGCAGAGGUUGAUGCUUUAAUUAAUUCUGGUGGAAGCAUACGUGACCAAUAUGCCCUUCUCUGGAAGCAACAAAUGGAUAGGAGGAGACAGUUAGCUCAGCUUGGGUCUGCCACAGGUGUUUAUAAAACACUUGUCAAGUACUUGGUGGGAGUUCCACAGGUUUUACUGGAUUUUGUUCGUCAAAUAAAUGAUGAUGAUGGGCCUAUGGAAGAGCAGCGACAACGUUAUGGACCUCCUUUAUACAGUCUAACAGUAAUGGUGACCUUUAUCCGACUUUUUCUUUUGUUGGUAUGGGGGAGGUUUAAUGCUAAUAAACUAAAGAGAGAUCAGAUUGCUGUCUUGGAACAAGCAGUUGAUAUUUACACCUCUGAGUUUGAGAGGUUCACCAAAUUUAUUGGUGAGGUCUUUGCGAAUUCCCCGUUCUUUAUUUCAGCAGAGGUUGCAGGUGCACUAGAAGCUGGGAAAAAUGAUGAUUACAAGGAAAUAACUGUUCAAGCUGGGAAAAAUUAUGAGGUCUCUUUGACUGUGGAUUCUGUAAACUCUUACAUUGCUUGGGAUUUUUCAUUGGUGCAAGGCAAGAUUAAUAUGGAUAUUGGUUUUAGUUUGGAGUACACAAAUCCUUCUGGAGAGAAAACUCUGAUAUUACCUUACCGCCGUUAUGAGUCUGAUCAAGGCAACUUCUGUACCAUUAUGGUGGGGAACUACAAACUCAUUUGGGACAAUUCAUAUUCAACUUUUUUUAAAAAGGUCCUGCGCUACAAAGUGGACUGCAUACCUCCUGUUGUUGAGCCAGCACAGUCAACUGACGUGGAAGGAUGAGAGAAGCCUUGUAUUCAUUGGAAAGCAGUGUAAUCUUGAGUGAUUAUUUUCAAUUUAUUUGUCAUUGCUUCUUCUAAGGUUGGUAUGAUUCGAUGAAGAAUCUCAACCGGAAUGUUACAUAUGUAUAUUACUUGAAAUUAGUAUAACCAAUUCUUGUUGUCACUAUGCGAAGGUGUAACCUACGCAUGAUGACCUAAAUAGAUUUUCAAUUUUUUUCCUAAA